AUGGACGAGUCGGACGCACGAAUCGCUAUCGGGCGAGCGGGCGAGGAUGACUAUGGUCAACAGUUUUCCCGAUCGAAUGAAUUUGUCGUUUUCCGGAUGCGGGAGUAUGCACCCCAAUUAACCCGAAGUAGGAUAUCAGGAGCAUCGGCAGGAGCUAUUGUAGCAUGUGGUCUCAUGACAAAUAUUUGUAUAUCUCAGGCUACCAGCACAAUAUUGAGCGUAGUAACACAGGCGCGUUCACGGGCACUCGGUCCAUUGCAUCCAGCUUUUAACCUACUCGCGGUGGUUCGCGAACAAGUUGAGUUGAUGCUUCCGCCCGAUGCGUAUAAGAUAUGCAGAGGACGUCUACAAAUCUCUUUAACACGAUGGCGAGAUAAUAAAAAUGUGGUGGUAACUGAAUAUGAUUCAAAUGACGAUUUAAUUGAUGCCAUAAUAUGCAGUUGUUUUAUCCCUAUAUAUUGUGGAAUAGUGCCGCCGACAUAUCGCGGCGAAGCUUACAUCGAUGGCGGAUUCACAGAUAAUCAACCGGCCUACGAUGAUCAUACCGUCACUGUUAGCCCGUUUUCUGGAGAAUCUGAUAUUUGCCCACCUGACUGGGAUAGUGCCAGGUAG
This is a messenger RNA of Cooperia oncophora, 612 nucleotides long. The record is from the annotation of a GenBank genome assembly. Lineage: Eukaryota; Metazoa; Nematoda; Chromadorea; Rhabditida; Trichostrongylidae.